This is a messenger RNA of Alligator mississippiensis (American alligator), 1041 nucleotides long. It is a transcript of the gene QRFP, whose product is annotated as pyroglutamylated RFamide peptide. The record is from RefSeq and is a predicted model, not a curated record. Lineage: Eukaryota; Metazoa; Chordata; Crocodylia; Alligatoridae. The coding region runs from base 1 to 381 and encodes 126 amino acids. The transcript has a single exon. Gene Ontology annotation, molecular function: orexigenic neuropeptide QRFP receptor binding.
AUGAAGGCACCCUACUCCUUGUCCUGCCUCCUGAUGCUCAGCCUGGGCACCUGCUUCCCUCCGGAUGACCGAACAGGGCCAGGAGACCCAGGCCCAGCCCUCCCGCUCGAGCCCAGCUGGUGGGACGUGGUGGCCUGGAAGAGGAGCACCGAGGACCUGAGCUCGCUGUUCAGCAUGGCCAAGGAGCUGCAGGGCUUUGACCAGGAGCAGGCCAGCUUCGGGCAGCAGCAAGAGAGGCCAGGCGAGGAGGGUGAGGGCAUCCGCUUCCAGCCGCGGGACGACGGGGAGAAGCGCAGCGGCGUGCUGGGCAGCCUGGCCAAGGAGCUCAACGGCUACAACCGCAAGAAAGGGGGGUUCAGCUUCCGCUUCGGCAGGAGGUGACCAGCUGCCUGGUCCUGGGAUGCCCCAGGGAGGUGGGGGGCUCACCCCAAAUCAGCCCAUCAUGCCAUCCUGUUCCUUUCUUACUCUUCAGCUACAGGGGCUGGGGGAGGACGGGAUGUUUCAUAGUACUGGGUUCGCUCUGCUCCUUCCAGCUCUGUCUCACAUCCCAUCCCUGCCUACUCUGGAUGUGGCAGCCCCUUGCACCCAGGCAGGGGGGCCUAAAGGGAGGCUCCCAAACCCAAGCAUGGCACCCCACAGCUCCCCUUCCCCUGGCACGCAUCAUGCUGGCAGCCUGGGGGGCCAUGCUACGCCAUGCAUGAAAUUAGGCUGAGCUAGCUCAUCAGCCAGAGGGGAGGCAGACUGAGUGAUCACGGUGGGAUAAUCCAAGUGCUGAGAGACUCUGCAGGGACUGCCAGGAGCUGACAGCCCACAGAAGGCGGUGGAGGAAGAACGGGUCCUGCCGGGCUCCGGCUGCUCUCCCCGAGUCCCGCCGCCACGUCCAAAACUGCAGGCGACCCGGCAUGCAGUGCAGCGCCUGAUGAACCACCACCCCUGCCAGCCGUGGGGCAUGGGCCUCGAUCACUCGUGCCAUCCCCUGGGCCUGACGAGCUGUUCAGUGUCAUUACAACGCCUGCAAACCAUCCCCGGUCUGUCCGCAGU